ACAAAACAAUAAUAAAAAUGAUUAACAGAUCUAUUUUAAUUAAAAAUAGACUUUCGUUUUUUAAAAGUUUAAAAAAAAAUGAAACUAUAUUAUCAUCAAUUAAUAUAAAUUCUAAUAAUAGUAUAAAUGGAACUAGUAGUAAUAAUCUUUUUAAUAUAAAUAAUAUCAACAGUAAUAAUAAGAAUAAUAAUAAUAAUAAUAAAAGAUUUUAUUCAAAUUAUUCAAAAAUGACAAUUUUUGAUUCAAAUAUAAAAAAAAUACAAAGGGAUAACUCUGUUACAAAUGUUGAUAAUCCAAAAGAUUACGAUUAUUUAUUCGAAGAAGUUUCUGAUAGAUUGGCUGAUAGAAUUUUGGAUAUUAAAGAAUAUAAAUGUAGUAAGGUUUUAGAUUUUGGUUGCAGAAAUGGAUUAUUAUUAAAAAAUAUUGAAAAAAGAGGUGUAAAAUUUGAUUCAUAUUAUAUGGUUGACUCAUCCAAAGAAUUAUUAUAUAGAGAUCAAAAUGAAGAUGAUAAAUAUGAAGUAAAACCUACCAGAAUUCUUUUAGAUAGUUUAGAAGAAAAGUUACCAAUCGAAGAUCAAAGUUUGGACCUUAUUGUUAGUAAUUUAUCAUUACAUUGGAUCAAUGAUUUACCAGGUGUAUUUGGUAAUUUAAAGAGAUUAUUAAAACCAAAUGGUGUAUUUUUAGCAACACUUUUUGGUGAAGAAACCUUAACCGAAUUAAAAGAUGCAUUAUAUUUAGCAGAGAUUGAAAGAGAAGGUGGUUUUAGUCCUCAUGUUUCACCCUUUACCAAAAUUAGCGAUAUUGGAAAUAUUUUAUCAAAAAAUAGAUUUUCCCUACCUACAGUUGACACAGAAAAAAUUAUAGUAAAUUAUGACAAUAUGUUUAUUUUAAUGAGAGAUUUACAGAAUAUGGGCGAAAAUAAUGCAAUUUUAAAGAGAAGAAAUUUUACAAGUAAAGAUACAUUUUUAGCAGCAUCAUCCAUUUACAGUCAUUUAUAUGGUAAUGAAAAUGGUUCUAUUCCAGCAACUUUUCAAAUUAUAUUUUUAAUUGGUUGGGCCCCACACGAAUCACAACAAAAACCAAAAGCCAGAGGUUCUGCCACAAGACAUUUUAGCGAGUUGGAUAGUUCAGUAGGUUAUAAAUUAAACAAUUCAUCAAAUCCUGUAAAAAUAGAUCAUAGCAUUGAAAAUUUAAAUGAAAAUAAUAAACAAGAGCAUCAGAAACAACCAAAUCAAGUAAUUGACGAUUCAAUUAAUGAACCUUUCCCACAAACUGAAGAUUUUAUAAUUAAAAGAUUAGAUUUCCAUGGUAAUUUCCAUUUCGAUAAAAAAGUAACACCUAAUAAUGAUGGUAAUAAUGAUAAUAACAAUAACAACAACAAUAACAAUAAUCAAAAAGAUAAUGGAAACGAAAAUACAGAUAAUAAAAAAUAAAAUAUGGUCGACAAUUUUUUUUUUUU
Molecule: messenger RNA, 1459 nt
Organism: Dictyostelium purpureum
Lineage: Eukaryota; Evosea; Eumycetozoa; Dictyosteliales; Dictyosteliaceae
Exons: 4
Coding region: 18-1433 (471 amino acids)
Biological process (GO): mitochondrial respiratory chain complex I assembly
Cellular component (GO): mitochondrion
Molecular function (GO): S-adenosylmethionine-dependent methyltransferase activity
Source: RefSeq, a predicted model, not a curated record